Messenger RNA from Drosophila ananassae, 1417 nucleotides. Its product is annotated as RNA polymerase-associated protein Rtf1. Gene Ontology annotation, molecular function: DNA binding; RNA polymerase II C-terminal domain phosphoserine binding. The transcript has a single exon. Gene Ontology annotation, cellular component: Cdc73/Paf1 complex. Bases 159 to 1046 code for a protein of 295 amino acids. NCBI's taxonomy places the organism in Eukaryota, Metazoa, Arthropoda, Insecta, Diptera, Drosophilidae. The record is from RefSeq and is a predicted model, not a curated record.
CAAUAUCUGUUAACUAUAUAGGCUUUCAAGUAAAGCUCUCCCCUCAUUUAGUGACCUAAAACGUAUUCCGUUCAGUUGAAAUAUCGGUAUAUAUUUUGGGACCACGAAAAUCGAAAAGUACUAAAAUUAUUUCAACCAAGAGGAGUGAACAAAAAAAAAUGUCGAAAAAUCCAAAAGAUCAGAAGGCGACUGCCUCUGGAAGAGGAGGAGUAGCUUCGAAGGCCGCAGGACAUUCGGAUGUGCGACACGUUCGCCGUCCGCAGGCUGAGAUUGUCCGUGAGCUGCGUCGCUUGAGGGCUUCACCGCUAAGGAUCGAGGAUGAGAACGAGCUUUGGACCGGCACCCAGGAGAAGCCGCCACCGCCAGACAUUCCAAUUGCGACCCGGGAACAGCUGGACCAACUACGACUGAGCCGCUAUCGGAUUAGCCAGCUGCUGGUCCGUCCGGCCUUCGAACAGGCCGUAACGGGAUGCUUUGUCCGGGUGAAUGUGAAUACGGACGAGGAAAUGCCGGACUAUCGAAUCGGCGAGAUCCUCGGACUGGCGGAACUGGACUUUGGCUACAAAGUGGACGAAAUACCCACGAAUAUAGCCCUCCGUCUGCGCUACGAGGACCUGAUACUCCAACAUGAAAUCAACGAUAUAUCGAAUCUGGCCUUCACCAAGGACGAGUUUGAAUUGUGGCGGGAUAAUUGCGUCAAUCAGGCCAUCGAUCCGCCCACCACCGGCAUGGUGGCCCGCAAGAGGGUCGAGCUCUACAACGCCAUGCAAUCGGAGGCGAAGGCCCUGGCCCUGAUCCGACAGAAUUUCACGCACGCGAUGAGACCGCCGCAACGUGGCGGCAUCCUGGAGCGGCACGGCGGCAUCUAUCCCUGGAGAGUGCAGAUGCCGAAGCCUAUGAUUCCAGAACCGCCACCACUGCCUCCGCCAUCGAAUCCACCCAUAGGUCUUACCUAUCGUCCCAUAUUGACCGUCAUUGCCGAGGAGGGAAGCGAGGAUAUGCACGAUUCUGAUCCGAUUAGCAUUCCAACUGAUCCAGAACCGUAAUAGCAAAUGAAACCAAGACUAAAAAACACGAGAAAUGGCUAAAUUCAAAGUACUCUACACCAAAUCAUACAAGAAAACUGAAAAAAAAAAGGGAAUCCAUAAACAAGAAAUUGUAUCAAGAACAUAGGAUCAAAAAGGGCACUUAAAACUUAGCAAAUGAUAACUGAGACUAUGGAUAUCAAGCAUACACAAGAUUCUAAUAAGAGUAUACAAGUAUAUAUUAUAUUACACUUAAUAUAAUAUAUAUAUUUACUCUUUUUAGACAUCAAUAUAAACCUUUUUUUUAACAUAUAUAAAAAAUAGUAAAAUCACAUCCUAAACAUUCUGUAACAAAUCCAAAACUUAUAUAAACAUAAAUUUGGAAAUAAAAA